CCACUCCCUUUAGGGUUAUUGACGACGCUAUAAACAUGCAAAGAAAACUGGAAUUCCUCAGUAAUAUUUCACAACGAACCUAUAGUGAAUAAAUAUGCUGCUAUUUAACGUGGCAAGCAGGUACGUUACUUGAGGUGGCUUUCUAAUCUGGCGGUGUGAUGCCUGACAUAGUACUCGGUGUCUUGGUUCAGCUGCCUGCCUCUGACAGCCCCGCAGGUCAGUUUUCAAAACUAUACAAAGGUGCGUGGGAACAAGAUGGCACUGAUAUUUAAAAUAAAAACUGCGCCCAACACUGAACGGAUAUGACGGAAGUUCAAUCGAAUCGGGUGAAUGUGGAGGCUAGAGGGUCCGCUCGGCAGUUCGGAACUAAACUUUUUAGAUCGAGACAAAGAAACCCCCACACUGGCGAAAGCAAGGUCCUCAUCAAAGUGGCCGUUCUGCGCGAUGAAUUAAAUAGUUUCCUCGAAGUGGGGCUUUUUUUUAUAGCGUUGAAAGUGUUGAUCAAACUGAAAUGUGCAAGCACGUCUUAAUUCACCAAAAAAUUAGAAAAGAGUCAGUGCAGAUAAUCUGAGUGAAGGAUGCAGUGAGGAUGCAGACACCAGCAACGCCCUCCAGGAAAAGGCAAGGGCUAUAUAAGUGGGAGGGACGAGAAGUGAGCUUCACUUCUUCCUUCCCGCUGACAGGCGGUGGGCCAGCUCUGUGGCCAGCUCCUUCCGCACCGCGCGACGCUGCCAUCUCGCAGCAACCCCGGAGCGCGGCUUCUCUGCGGAGGUGGGAAGGCACGGCAGCUGCUCGCGCUGAGAUGACUGGCAGCGUCCUUCACUGAAUCAGUCUACUUUUUUUUUUUGAUUGUAUGCCGAGUUUUCUUUUUUCCCCCCUUUUAUCUUUUUCGUCGUUCAAUUGCAAAAAAGCAAAAUAAAAUUUACCUCAUGGAGCCGAACCCCAGCGCUCGCGAGGAGGGGGCGCCGGCCCCGGGUGGCACAAGCCCCGAGGAAGCCACGGCUCCGAAGCAGGCGGUCACCGACAUGAUGGCACUGUUCACUCGGUUUGGUAAAACACUCCUGUGGCUCAUGCCGAUUUAUCUGACCGGCUACUUCGGGUUGAGUGUGAGUUUUCUGGUUUUCGGACUGAUACUGUGGAUGGGCUGGAAAAUGCGGAGGGAGAGCAAGUGGAACAAACUGAGGGACAGCUUGCACUUCAUGGAGAACGAAGAGACCGUCACCAGGAAAAGGACAAACAAGAGCCUUCCAGCCUGGAUCAACUUCCAAGAUCUCGAACGUGCAGACUGGUUAAACAAGGUUUUGCAGCAAGCAUGGCCAUUUGUUGGCCAAUACCUGGAGAAGCUGUUGGUAAACUCCAUCGCUCCCAUUAUUCGGAGUUCAAACAACCACCUACAAACAUUUGCCUUCACCAAAGUCUGCUUUGGGGUGAAGCCUUUGAAGAUUCAUGGAGUACAGGUGCAUGCAGGUGCAGACAAAAGGCAGGUCUUGCUUGACCUGCAUAUCAGUUACAUUGGUGACUGUGAAAUCAAUGUUGAAGUAAAGAAGUAUUUCUGCAAAGCUGGAGUGAAUGGUAUCCAGCUCCAUGGAAUGCUCCGUGUGAUCCUUGAGCCCUUAAUUGGAGACAUGCCAUUGGUGGGAGCAGUGACCCUGUUCUUCAUCCGCCGCCCAGUGCUGGAGAUUAACUGGACAGGACUCACCAACUUCCUGGAUAUUCCAGGGCUGAGUUCAAAGUCUGACACCGUACUUAUGGACACCAUCGCCUCUUUCCUGGUUUUGCCAAACCGGAUUACCUGCCCUCUUGUUUCAGAGCUCCAUGUGGCUGAGCUCCGUUCUCCUUUGCCUCGGGGAAUAGUACGGAUUCACCUCAUUGAAGGGGCAAGUCUGGAGUCAAAAGAUACAUAUGUCAAAGGACUCAUCAAAGGAAAAUCUGAUCCAUAUGCAAUUGUACGAGUGGGCACACAGACAUUCAUGAGCAAGACUGUCAGUGAAACCUUGAAUCCCAGAUGGAAUGAAAUGUAUGAGGUGAUUGUCCACGAAGUUCCUGGUCAGCUGUUGGAAAUUGAAAUGUUUGAUAAAGACCCAGAUCAGGAUGACUUUCUGGGCAGAAUGCAUCUGGAUCUUGGGGAAGUGAUGAAGAACCAAAUUGUGGAUCAGUGGUUCACUCUAAAUGAUGUGGAGAGGGGAAAAGUUCAUCUGAAACUGGAGUGGCUGACCUUGUACUCUGACCCAGCAAAACUGGAGCAGGCACUUCGUGUAAAUAACUCCAUUGUUGCACAGAACAGUGAGGAACCCUCUGCUGCCAUUAUGGUUGUCUAUGUGGACCAAGCACAGGAUCUCCCGCUAAAGCAAGGAACGAGAGAACCAAAUCCUUUGGUACAGGCUUCACUAUUGGACAAAACCUUCGAGAGCAGGACUGUAUAUAACACAAAUGCCCCAGCCUGGGAGGAUGCCUUUACAUUCUUUGUUCAGAAUCCUCAGCAACAGGAGCUGGAUAUACAGGUUAAAGAUGAUGACCGUCAGUUGAGUCUGGGAUCCCUGUCCCUGUCUCUGUCACAGAUUCUGAUGAGCCCAAAUAUGACCAUUGAUCAGUGGUUCCCACUAGAACACUCUGGACGUAACAGCCAAAUUUAUUUGAAAAUCAUAAUGCGGGUGCUUGUUCCCGAUGCUGUUGAUCUUGAGAAAAUUCCCAGAGCUCGGAAAUCUACAAUGGACAAAGUGCCGGGGCCAUCCAAGCCUGACAAGAUAAAUGCGACUACUUCUAAGUUAGUGGAGGCCUCGGGAUUGGGGGGCCUGAUUCAAGUUCCCUUACCGACUGAAAGCAGUGCUCCCUGCAGUGUGGGGACUGAGGGGGUGAUCCGCAUUCAUUUGUUGGAAGCUGAGAACCUGAUCGCAAAGGACAACUUCAUGAGGGGAAUGGUGAAAGGGAAGUCUGAUCCCUACGUCAAAGUGAGAGCAGGAGCCCAAAGCUUCCGAAGUAGAACUAUUAAAGAAAACCUCAAUCCCAAGUGGCACGAGUUGUACGAGGUGAUUGUAAAUCAAAUUCCUGGUCAGGAGCUUGAGUUUGAGCUCUUUGACAAGGACAUAGAUAAGGAUGAUUUCCUCGGAAGAUUGAAGAUCACCUACAAGGAUAUCAUGAAGAGUAAAUUUAUGGAUGAGUGGUUCAUGCUAAACGAUGUCAAAUCGGGAAAACUUCAUCUGAAGUUGGAAUGGUUGCCACCAAGUAUGGAUUCGAUCAUGUUGUACCAGGUGCUUCAAGCCAACAAGACUAUUUUCACACAGAAUGAGGCAGAACCAUCUGCUGCCAUCUUGUCCGUCUACGUGGACAGAGCACAUGAGCUUCCUCUGAAGAAAGGAAAGAAGCUUCCCAGUGCACUGGCUCAGCUCACUGUCGAUCACACCACAUUUAAAAGUCAGGUUAUUAAUAGCACAGCCCUACCUAUUUGGGAGGAGUCGUUUUCAUUCCUUGUUAGGAAUCCAAAUGCGGAUUGUCUGGAAGUUCAGGUUAAAGAUGACAAUCACACCCUGGGGACUCUUACCAUUCCAAUCACUGAACUGCUGGUCUGCACGAAUCUGACCUUAGAUAAGUGGUUUCAGCUGGAAAAUUCAGGACCCAAUAGCCAAAUUAUGUUGAAGGUUAUUCUUGGGAUCCUAGUUUCUGAGCAUUCCAGCGAGCUUUUCUCAAUUCAGACUCGAGAUCCAACCGGCCACGAGGUGGAAAAUGUGGCAUUCUCAGCUUCAGCGGGUGAUGAGAGUGAACUGAAAGCUGCUUCAUCAUUGGUUAAUGAUCCCAGCAUCCAUUCAGUGGCCUCCUUUACUUCAGAGCAAAAUGCCAACAUUCCAGAGAGCGAGUCAGCAUCAUCUGAACUGGACCUGCGUCAGAGAAUGAAUCGCAAAAUGGAUGUUUCAGAGUCGCCACAAAUCAAGCUGACACUGCUGUAUAGCAUGCAACAAGAAAGACUGCUGCUUGUAGUGCAUUCCUGCAGGAACCUCCAUUCCAGGGAGAUCCCGGACCCGUAUAUCUCUCUAAUUCUGCUCCCUGACAAAAAUAAAGUGACAAAGAGAAAAACAAGUGUGAAGAAGAAAACAAUUAAUCCGGAAUAUAAUGAAACAUUUGAGUUUGAAAUAUCGUUGGAGGAAGCAGAGAAGAAAAAGCUGGACCUCACUGUAAAAAACAAUGUUUCCUUUAUGUCCAAAGAGAUUGGAAAGCUCCAUGUUGAUCUUUCACUGCUUGACCUGAGUCAGGAGAUAGUGCAGUGGUUCGAUUUGAAGGAAGAAUAAUAUACUGUUGCCUUAACAAGCCCAUCGUUCAGUUUGGUUUAUGACCAACUAUUUUUAAAUUGUUUUGCUUCCACUGAAGUAUUUUGUGCCGCUUUAAGUAUUAUGUUCAAUUUUUUUUAAAUGGCUUUUAUAUUCAUUGUUCAUGUUUUAGCUUUAAUUCACAAAGAAAUUCCAAAGACUAUAAUCGGAGUAUUAAGUAAGUCACUGCUCAUUCUGUUUUACUAUAAUUCUCGUUUGAAAACUGUUAUCAUGAUUCAGCAUUUUAUGUUGCAUAAGGUCAAUUCUAAGGGCACGUAGUUGUGUUUGUCUCUUGGAAACUGUUUAUUUUCUUCUCAGAUCCAGUGGGAUGGAAGUGAACAAUAACAUCCUAUAUGGGAGAUCCUGCUAAGGGUUUUUUUUCUCCUAAGGAUUUCAAAACUGCUUGCCAUUUAAUGGAGAAUGGGCAGGCUCACCAGAAGGAUAGCUGGUGUGAGAAAUGGGUGACUGGUGCAGAUGAAACAUAUGCAUGUGGGAGUGAGGCAGAACUAACGUGGUAGCUUCAUUAUGGAUCUAAAUUGUGCAAUUCUUGAUAAACAAGUAGUGGAAAGCAGUUUUGUCAACAAGACUUAAAAAAAAAAUUAAGAUAAUCCAAAAUGACAACCUCCAUCGCAUGAAAUGGAAGACAAAAUUCUACUUUUAAAGUCCAUAAGAUAUAAUACAAGCAUUGUUCAAAAAGAGUUUCAUCACAGAUUAAAUCUGAACUUUAGACCCAUCAUUAUCCUGACGGGGAGAUGUGCUAGUGCUACUUGGGAACAUGUAAACUAGUCUGGCAGGGAGUAGAGACCCAAACAAAUACAGCCUGAUAUAGAUGUUAAUGUGGGUAAAUUUAGUAGAGAGGAAAGGCAAGGAGCGAGGCGGUCAAAACCGCAUUUAUUUCAUUGGGAGAAGCCUGCCGGAUAUGUGGAAUUGUGUUUCCAGGAAAGUUAAAAAAAAAAAUCCAAUACAGACACCCCUAUUUAUGAGGGGACAAUUUAAGAACAACUCAGGAACAAGAUGGCAGGUGACUGAAGUGCCAUUUUUGGACCAGUGACCAUAAAUCUAUUAACGUAUAAAAUAGUUAUGGGGAAAAAAAACAGGUUUUGAAGGUAUUAGACAGGAACUUGCAGAGUUUGAUUUAGAGAUACUGUUCACUAGUAAAGGGAUGUCUGGCCAGUGGGAAGCUUUUAAAGGUGAGACGGAGAGAGUUCAGGGACAGCGUGUUUCUCGUGGAGUAAAAGGCAAGGCUGGCUGGUUAAAGGAGCCCUGGUUGAUGAGGGAUAUUGAGGCGCUCAUCACCAAAAUGGAGAUAUAUUUUGGUAUAGGCAGCUGGAAUCAAACAUAUCCCUUAAAGAAUGUCAGGAUUAUAAGAGUAUAGAGUAAGGGGGCGAAAUCACGAUGACAAAAAGAGAAAGUGUGAGCUCUGACAGACAAGAUCAAGGUACAUUCUAAGAGAUUCUACAGGUAUAUCAAGAGAAUAAGGUCCCUUUAAUUAUCAAAAUUUUCAUAUGCUGAAAUCAAAAGAAUUGUUGGAAACGAGUAGUUACAAAAAACCUACUCUUUAUAUAUGAAGCUUGGAAGGGGGGAGGGUUCUUGGGAGACAUCCUCAGCAAUAUAACAGCACUGGUAAUACUGACUGGGCAAAAGUACACUGUAACCCAUCCUACCCACUGUAGUUUGGAUCAAUUUCAACAUCAAUCAAAAAGUGUUCAAAGAUUUUAACAAGUCAGUAAGUAGAAGAACAACAUACUAACAAGCAAAGCUGUGCAGCCACUGGAAAUCGGCAAUUAGAAACUAAAAACAUUGGAAACCCUCAGCUGGUCAGGCAGCAUCUGCGAAAAAAGAGAUAAUGUUUCAGAUCAAAGAUUCUUUACUGGAUCACAUUGUUAAGAGAAGUGAAAGUAUUCUUUGAUAGGUUUAUUUACCAUUACUAUGUUAUUAACCUGACAAAAUCAGUAAUCUAUUGGAAAUAUGCCUGAAGCCAAGUACUGGGGCUCACCAGAUCAUACACCGGGUCCCAUACCAGGUGAAGUACCAGUGAGCUGUCAAUUCCAUUUAGCUGUCUCAUGCCACUUAUCUAUACUCUCCUUCCCAAAAUCUCAGCAAGCUCAAAAGUUCUGUGGACAGAAUGGAGAGAGGAAAAAGGAAGCAGCAAACAAAACCAAGCAGUGGCCAUUUUAUUGUGUAAACAGGAACAUGUAAUAUCUUCCAAAUGGAUCUGGUAAAUAGCUAUUCUUUGGCAAACUUAAGGAUCAAAAACUGAAUGGUGUUCACUUUUCCUCUCACAUCCUAACGUAUUGAAUGGGCUUACUCCAGGUUUGAGGCAGGCAUUCAGAACUCCCAGCUGCUAAUCUGAAAGUUCCAAUUACUCGAGUGGUGGUUAGAAUGCUAGAUGUUGUCUGGAAAAUUAGCCCAAACCAACCCCCGUCCUAAAAAUUAGGCAACAGACAGCCACUGAUGCAUAAGGAUAGCCAGCAACUGAAAUAUCUUUAUACCUUUAACCAACCAGCCUUUUCUCAAAUUCCAGAAUUUUUCAGUGUUGAUGUGCCUAGACACUUUAUUGUGGGGUGAAAAAGACCAUUGCCCCUUUUUUUAAUCAGAGCAAUUUGAGAGCCUUUUUCUGGUUAGCUCUUCUAGAAUACCAGUUGAAGUAUUCCAGUAAAAAAGGGGACUCAGUAAUUCAGGCAUGAGAUUUCUCCGUGGACUUUGAAAUUCAGUUAAAAAAAAAAAAUCUGUCUAAAUCUCUGCUAUAAAUGGCUUUCCGCGAGACAGCGAGCCGCUGCGCUGAUGGUUGAGCGCGUGGAAAUCCUCGGAGUCGAUUUUAGCGGUGCGGGCCGACCGUCUUUGCAUGUGCAUCUCUACGGCUAGCGGUCAGCUCCGCACAUGUAGUGUAGCGGUUUUCCUCUGUCCCCUAGGCCUACUGUACCGGGGUUGGGGCGGGGAGCAGAGUUAUGUACACAAACACAACGCUCACAUUGCAUUCAAGAGUCUGUAUGCCAUAGACACUACAAUGUUCUUUUUUUUAAAUACCCGAUUCAAUCAGGUAAAAUGUGUUAUUGUAAGGUAUCAUUUUUUUAAAAAUACAGUAUAAAUUAUGGGUAAACAAGCAAGAAAAUUGUAAUUUCAAGGUAUAAUUAUCCAAAAAUCAUCCAAAUUUUUCUGUGUAAAGGAUACUUCUUUCUAAUUAGAGUAAACCAGCAAGGAACAGGUAUCAAGUUACAAGUAGGUGUAAUAUAAAAUAUUUUCAAUAUGACUUGAGUGUAAACAAGCAAGAAGUUGGUGUCAUUUUAAGGUAUGAUUAUCACAAAUUUUCUGUGUAAAUUAAGUGACAAGCAAGUAAAAUGUGUUAUUUUAAGUUACAAUUUAAAAAUAUAUAUAGUAUAAAUUAAGGGUAAACAGGCAAGACAGUGUCAUUUCAAGGUACAAUUAUCAAAAAAUUUCAUAAUUGAGAUCCUCAUCUCUCUUCCUCUGUUUUCAGUUUUUUCCUGUCUCAUGCCUGGUAAUUCUUAAAAUAUAUUUGGGCAGGAGUGAACAUUUUGACAAUAAAAUGAGGGGGAACUUCUUUACUCAGAGAGUGGUAGCGGUGUGGAAUGAGCUUCCAGUGGAAGUGGUGGAGGCAGGUUCAUUGGUAUCAUUUAAAAAUAAAUUGGAUAGGCAUAUGGAUGAGAAGGGAAUGGAGGGUUAUGGUAUGAGUGCAGGCAGGUGGGACUAAGGGGAAAAAAAAUUUGUUCGGCACGGACUUGUAGGGCCGAGAUGGCCUGUUUCCGUGCUGUAAUUGUUAUAUGGUUAUAAAAUAUUUUGAUUGAUAUUCCUCUUUAAAGUCUGCAAGCUACUGUCCCUCCAGUGAAUGAUGGAACCACGACACGUCCCUGUAAAGACCACUUUGCUGUAAAUAAAUUAAAACUGAAGUUGAAAGAUUGAGUUAAUGUCCUCAAGAAUGGGAAUAACCAGAAAAUAACUGUCCUGAUGAUUUCCUUAGCUUAUUCCCAUGGUUUAACCAACUGGUCAGGAACAACAACUUUACAUAUGCCUUGUACUGUAUAUUCACAUCUUACAGCUCACAAAUAUAACAAGUCUAAAUGAAAAUGAAAAUAAACAUGAACAAAUUUCCACAGUGCAAUGUUUUAACGUUGGGUUAGAUACCUACCUAAGUUUUCAGCACUGAAAACGUAUCUCACAUAAUCAAAAUGUCAUAAUAUACUUUUAAAAAUGUGCCCUGUUUCACAUUAUGAUCUCUGCAGCCUGAGCUCUAUUGACAUUCAGUGGUUAUCACAAACCCAAGGACGGAAGUAUUCUAAUUAUGAAACACCUACACACUUCAGUGCAAUUGGCAGCUUUAGUUCUUAAAUCGUCUGGAUAAUACAUGAAAUGAAAUCAGGAAAAGAUGAGCAUUCAGUCCAUCAAUCAACUCACUUCAUCCACCAGUUAUUAAUUAUUUUGUUAAGGACAACCCAUUUGCCCAUACUCUAUGAAGCACAAAAUUGGUCCCUAAACCUUCACUAAAAAUACCAAAUCAGCUGUUGCUAUCUCUCCCAACUAAAAUUGCUAUCAAUGUAGCUCCUUUUAAAAGUUAAUUAAAUCACCUCCACCAAUUGAGGACAUUUUGCGUGUCCAUUUUUAACUAGUUGUUAAAAAAAGGGAUUGAGGUUGAAUGGUUAACAAUUUGGAAAUUCUGUAACAUGAAUACAAAAUCUCAGAUAGUAUGUAAAAGCCAUUGGUGUAAUUAUGCAUCCAUGAAACAUCAGUUGAAAUUCAAAGUUCUUAUUUAAUGUUCAGAGGUGCAAUUGCCUUGUAUUCCCACAAGGUGUUGCUACUAUGCUUUCUAAUUACAGACUGAAAUUACCAUGCUUCCAGAUGACAGAUCUGCAUGGCAGGAAGAGGUGGUAUUGCGCUGUUUCUGAAUGCUAAAUAGUAAAUUUGGAUGCAAAUGGAAAGUCAGAAUUAAGCUCUUCCCCCUCAGCCACAUUAUAUCAAAACUAUCAAGCAGAUUUAUCUUUUUUUUUUAACUCCAUUUUAAUUUCAGGAAAAAAAACUUAUUAAUAUCCAUUAUGUUUAGAAAAACAAAAUCCCUGUCUCAGUUAAAUUAAUGACACUUUAAAACAGAGUACAUCAACUAAUGUCACUGAAAUAAACUAGUUAAUUAUUGCAAAAAUUGCACCAUGAAAUUUGAUGUCAAGAAUGAUCAAUGCAAGUGUAAGCACAUUUAGACAAAAUAUUUUAAACUAUUAAAUAACCAAGGCCACUAAUCUUAAUAUUUUAGUGUUUACACCCAUCUAAACUUUGAAAAAGAACAAAAAAAGGUGGGUGUGCUGGAGCUGAACUUACUAAUUAAUGACUUCCCCAGACAGAAGCUGGUCUUCAGACAAUUUUGAAAGGGCAACCUUCUUUCUGGUUUGGGUAUGAUAACAUUUAAUGGUUUCAUUAUGUUUCAAACAAAAUGUAACAGGACGUUACUACACAUUGAAAAAUAAAUAAAAUGCAUUUGUAAUUUGAAUUCUUAUCUUUAAUUAUUACAGAGGAUUCCUUCCAAUAGGAAUGUGGUUUGAUGCCAUUCUUCUGAAUAUCUUGAAUGUAUCAGUUAUCAAACAUGACAAACGUAAAUUAAACUACUACUCUUAUGGUUAAAUGCUGCCAAAUUAUAGUAUAAUUGCAUAAUAGCACAUUGUGAUUCAGGCACUUAUGUAUAUCACAUUACGUGAAUUUAAAAGGAAAGAGAUGAAUAAUUCUGCAUGUACAUUUAUUGUUUUGCUGUAUGUAUAUAUAAUCUUAAUAAAGUAACACAAAUGCA
Leucoraja erinaceus (little skate) is the source of this 10083-nucleotide messenger RNA. RefSeq names its product extended synaptotagmin-like protein 1a (gene esyt1a). Gene Ontology annotation, molecular function: lipid binding. Gene Ontology annotation, biological process: lipid transport. The coding region runs from base 930 to 4280 and encodes 1116 amino acids. The record is from RefSeq and is a predicted model, not a curated record. The transcript has 31 exons. NCBI's taxonomy places the organism in Eukaryota, Metazoa, Chordata, Chondrichthyes, Rajiformes, Rajidae.